Messenger RNA from Serendipita indica DSM 11827, 546 nucleotides. The record is from the annotation of a GenBank genome assembly. Lineage: Eukaryota; Fungi; Basidiomycota; Agaricomycetes; Sebacinales; Serendipitaceae.
AUGUUCAUUGCUCGUCUUGCAGUUGUUGCUGUUUCCUUCAGCUCCGCACUCGCCUUUGCCGUUGAAGAACGUGCACCGACUGUAGAUCCAGCACUUGAACCUCUGGGAAAUGUUCCGAGUGCAUGCACAUCUCAAUGCGCCAUUCUCCAGACACUCGCAGCCAUUGACCCCUCGAAUCUUUCGACACUCUCUCCAGCGUGCACCUCGCAGGCCCAGUCUGAUUUCUUAAAGUGCAUAACCUGCUUUGAGGCAAAUUCACCAUCCACGUUCACGCCUGAACUCCUUACCGCCAUGCAAACCAGCGCCGAUAACUUGAACACGGGAUGCUUGCUCGUCGGGAGCCCCGUAUCAUCACUGGCCAUUCCAACCCCUACCGGAGGAGCAGCGAGUGGCAACUCAGCUGCGACUGGUUCAAAUGCCGCGACCACUUCCCCUGCCUCGUCUGGAUCGUCUGGAUCAACUCCAAAUGGCGCACAAACUAUCGGUGCAACUUGGGGUGCCGCAGUCGGACUUGUCGCUGCUGUCGUCGGAUCGUGGCUCUUGUAA